Messenger RNA from Labrus mixtus (cuckoo wrasse), 3075 nucleotides. Its product is annotated as holocytochrome c-type synthase. Gene Ontology annotation, cellular component: mitochondrion. The record is from RefSeq and is a predicted model, not a curated record. The transcript has 8 exons. The coding region runs from base 11 to 856 and encodes 281 amino acids. Gene Ontology annotation, biological process: cytochrome c-heme linkage. Lineage: Eukaryota; Metazoa; Chordata; Actinopteri; Labriformes; Labridae. Gene Ontology annotation, molecular function: holocytochrome-c synthase activity.
ACAAGGCAGGAUGGGAGCCUCCAUGUCUACACCAGCUGCCCCUACAGUCCAGGCAGAGGCCAUCAUGGCCACCCCACCUCAGGGCUGCCCCAUGCACCAAGACGCCAAGCCUGUCAAAGUGUCUCCCCCUUCUGAGUGUCCCAUGCAUCAAUCGCAGCCUGUGAAAGUUACUCCUCCGCCUGAGUGUCCAAUGCACAAAGCGGAAGCAGGUCCGGCUCACCAAGACCGGGCCUAUGAGUUUGUCGAGUGUCCAAUGAAAGCUGCAGAAGGCGCGAACAGCGACAUCGACCCUGCAAACAUGAUGCCUCCUCCCAACCAAUCACCAGCUCCUGACCAACCUUUCAGCCUGUCUGUCAACAGAGAGGAGUCACAAAUACCUCGCCACAACACCGAGAAGAACUGGGUUUACCCUUCUGAACAGAUGUUUUGGAACGCCAUGCUGCGGAAAGGGUGGCGCUGGCGGGAGGAUGACCUUGCUGCUAAGGACAUGACCAACAUCAUUAAAAUCCACAAUACAAACAAUGAGCAGGCCUGGGAGGAGAUCCUGAAAUGGGAGGCCAUGCAUGCAAAGGAAUGUCCAUGUGGGCCGACUUUGAAGAGGUUUGGUGGAAAAGCCAAAGAGUUUUCUCCCAGAGCUCGCGUCCGUCACUGGAUGGGCUACGAGUUGCCUUUUGACCGCCACGACUGGAUCGUUGACCGCUGUGGGAAGGAGGUGCGCUACAUCAUCGACUACUACGACGGCGAAAUCAACAAAGAAACCUACAAGUUCUCCAUCCUGGAUGUACGUCCCGCCUUUGACUCCGUAGACGCCGUCUGGGACCGCAUGAAGGUGGCGUGGUGGCGCUGGACUUCCUAAAGGACUCAAACACACACACACAGACACAUAGGUCACACAUUCAAGGACUGUGAAACCGGCACUCCUUUCUGCUCUCUACACGGUGUGCUGUGAAAAGAUACCUUACUCAAGACUCAUGAAGAAUAAGAAACUGACAUAUGUUCGUUUUAGCAGAACCUCAUUCAGUAAGGCUGUAGGAAGCUUCAUCUGCUCAUCAUAUUGAUCGAUUAAAACUAUUUGUUUCACAUUACUGUUCACAUAUUUCACUUACAGCAUGUGCAUCUAAGCUAGUGGAAGUGUUUGUCAAACAGGUCACAUGUGGCUCCCUGCCUCUGAACAUGCCUCUACAUGCCCUCAGAAGUAAAUUAAGAAUUUACUUUAAGGAACACUCCGACUUUUGUACAGAAUUGACUUCAGGAGUUACCUCUCCAUGUCAAAAAAGGUUCCAAAACGUCUUCAGUGGCCAAGUAGAGCUUUGUCAAGUCAGAGAAAAAGAAAAGUGAUGACAGGCUUGUCUUAGUUUUUAGGAUUGGAAUCAGCAAACUACCUAAUGAAUACAGAUGAGUUGAAAUGCAUAACCCAGAACUUCCACCAGAUACGUGUGCGUUGCGCGUCAACUCAAGAAAUUCCCACUGUAAUUACAAAAUCAUCCCGAAAGCAUGAGAUAAUACAAUGCAUGUGGUAUAAAACCCCUUAUAAACACAACAUUCUGAAAAUAAACCGGAUAUUUUAAUGUUGUUUCGGUGUGUGACUUCCUGUCCCGCUCGUUCUGCUCAGUGGUAAAUUGACGCGUCGUGCUCCGGCACCUGGCAAAAAUAGCAGCCUUUGCAGAUCUGCUGUGAGACGCAGCGGAGCGGAGCCAGCGGAAACACAAACAUUGAAUAAAAGAACCUUUCAGCUCUGCUACCGUGGUAGACGGGACACACAGCGAACAUGUAUCUGGUGGAAUUUAGCAGUAAGAGAGUCAAAAGAAAGAUGUGAUUGACAUGCAGUGUCGGAAAUGUGAGAUCAAACAUUUCUGUACCCUUUUUCUAACUGGUACUAAAAGUCAGGAUACACAAGUAUCUGCUGAUUUCUAUCUUCUUUUUUUCAGCAUCCCUUCUACUCUUAACGGUUCAUUUAUGGAAAUGCAAUACUGUAUAAGCAGGAGAUCCCCUUAACUUGAGAGAUUGAGGCUGCUGUGCUGCCGACUUCCUUGUUUCUACAUCUCAUGGCAGCUUUAAAUAUACAAGUAGAUCUUUUGGAGCAAACUCUGACCUCUAAACAGAUUACUCUAAACAGAUUACUUGACUUAUUAAAGUAGAUUUUAUUCAAUUACAGUUAAUUCAUACAUACAUCUUAAUUCCAUGAAAAUAUAACUGUUGGUGAUGUCAGACAAACCAGACACAGACAAUGUAACUUGGUAACUGGCUUAUCGACGUGAACAGAGCCUAGUAUGUUAUUUUUUGGGGGAUAAAUUGGACAAUAACCUGUAGUUUCAUUUUCCACUAUGAAGACUGAGGAUGUUCAGAGGGCCGAGCUUUGAGUUGAAGUAGACUUGUCUGACUUAUCUCUGGUGUAUUCUCCCAAGAACGUCACCAGAUCUGUCAUACUUCCCACACAUCGAAGGGUUUUUGUUUCACCAAGGAUGAUUAUUCUAACUGGUGAGGAUGGGUUUGCCACUUUUCCUUGAUGAUUGUGUAGCGGUUUAUGAUUGUGUUUGUCUUAUAUGGAUACGGGCGGACCUCCAGGAUACAUAGUUAUAUAUUUCUUUUAAAAAGGACAAGGAUGACUAGACUUGCUGUUUGUUCUGUAGGAGGAGCAGAUGAUAGAAGCUUGUGUUGAGGUAAAUUAAUAGCUGGCUAUCAAUUUCAGAAAUUCUCUUGUUUUGGACACAUCAUAUACUGUUUUAGUUUUCUGAUUCUCAAUAAAAAUGCUAACAGUUCAUUUCAGAUGGUGUUCAUCACGUGCAUUUGUUUAAAUCUACAUUUGCUCUUGCAUUGUUUAAGACAUUUACAGUGGAACAUUUCAUCUCCAGCUUCUACUGUCCUCAUUCUAUGUUUCAGCUGUGGCAUGUAUUUCUUUUUUUUCUGUUCUACGGAUAUCUUGUUUUCUAUUUAUUUUUGAUGACUGAGUGUACACGUUCUGUGUACAAAAUCUUGAUGCUUUUGUUCCCAGAUACAGUCUUGUUGGAUCUAAAAACUAUUUUACCAGCUCUGGUGGUUAACUAUCAAUAAAGCUGGAUACCUUCUUCCUCUGAA